This is a messenger RNA of Paramisgurnus dabryanus, 4961 nucleotides long. RefSeq names its product ubiquitin associated and SH3 domain containing Ba (gene ubash3ba). Lineage: Eukaryota; Metazoa; Chordata; Actinopteri; Cypriniformes; Cobitidae. Gene Ontology annotation, molecular function: protein binding. The record is from RefSeq and is a predicted model, not a curated record.
UAAGUCAUUUCGAGGAGGAACCGAUGUAAUGAGUAUUGACAGAUUUCGCUCGUUACAACAUUUUCUCCUAUACGUUUAGUCGCGACAAGCUCACGCGCAUAGUAUUUUAUCCCGUGACAGCGAAAGCGACGGUGGCCGAUACGCGGAGCAAAUGAGACUGACUUCCGAUCGGUGACCCCUUUCCUCAACCCCAACUGUAAUGACAUGAGCGCUCCAGCAGGAAGCUCAAAUCAUUCUGUGUUUAGAAACAUUGUAGCCAAGGCUUGUUUUUGUCUGUCUGUGGCGGCUAAUGGAGGAUUUCUGAGUCGUAAUUUAUUAGACUGAAGUGUUUGAUUUGAUGUUUUGAUGCUGUGUAUCGAGUCCGUCCUUUUGGGCGCAUCAAAGUAAGCGAAACGCUGUUGAGAAGCCAAAUGGAAAGCUGAACCAUGGCAGCAAAAGACGACCUAUAUGCCAAAGUAGCUCCACGGAUGCAAAGGCAGAACCGGCCGGGGACUGUCAAACAUGGAAAUAGCCUGGACGUGUUGCUGUCAAUGGGCUUCCCCAAAACCAGGGCGCUAAAAGCUCUGGUUUCGACUGGGGGCAGAAAUGUUCAAGCCGCCUGUGACUGGUUGUUCUCCCAUGUAGAUGACCCGUUUAUAGAUGAUCCUUUACCAAGGGAGUAUGUGCUGUACCUCAAACCCAGUGGUCUGCUUCUCAACCAGCUUUCCAACUUCUGGCAACAGAGUCGCAUAACCUGUGGCAAGAACAAAGCUCAUAACAUCUUCCCUCACGUAACCCUGUGCCAGUUCUUUAUGUGUGCAGACAGUAAGGUAGAUGCCCUCUGUGAAGCUCUGCAGACAGUGGUUAGUCAGUGGAAAGGUCGUUUUCCUUCCCCUCUCCCCCUGGAGCUCUACUCUUCGUCUAACUUCAUCGGCCUCUUUGUGGAAGAAAAGGUGGCUGAGGUGAUCAAGAGUUUCGCUGCAGACUUUGCCACUGAGGCGGCUUCAAAAGCAGAUGUUCAUGUGGAGCCCCAUAAAAAACAGCUUCAUGUAACUCUGGCUUACCACUUCCAAUCCAAUCAUCAUGCAUCAUUAGAGAAACUUGCCAAAGGCGUAGACAUAAGCAUCGGCUGUGACUGGCAAGCUGUACUCUUUUCACGAGACAUCCGAUUUGCCAAUCAUGAGACCCUGCGUGUGAUGUACCCUUAUGUGCCUCAGAAUGAUGAUGAACUGGAGCUGAUGCCCGGUGACUUCAUCUUCAUGUCAUCUUUGGAACAGGCCACUGCCAGCGAGGGCUGGGUCUACGGGACCUCUAUGAGCACAGGCUUAUCUGGACUGCUGCCGGAAAAUUACGUCAACCGGGCAGACGAGUGUGACACUUGGGUCUUUCAUGGGUCUUUCUCUUUCCUUAAUGGAACCCCACCAACCAACAGCAUGGGAGCAAUGGGUGGAAUUUUCCUUGACACACAAUUAGAUGGCCGUCUCCUUGACGACCCCCUCCUAAUGGAUUCAUCCGGACUUGGUGUUAUAUGUCAACCUAUGCAGAUCUCACGACCCAAUCAGUCACGAAUGCCCAAGAGAACGCUGUUUGUGUGUCGACAUGGUGAGAGAAUGGACGUAGUGUUUGGGAAACAUUGGAUCACCCAGUGCUUUGAUGCCAAAGGUCGGUAUGUGCGGUCUAACCUCAAUAUGCCACCGAGUCUUCCAGCGAGGAGUGGAGGCUACAGGGACUAUGAUAAGGACUGCCCUAUCACUGUGUUUGGAUCCACACAGGCUCGUCUAGUUGGGGAAGCACUGCUGGAAAGUCAUACCGUGAUAGACUUUGUGUAUUGCUCUCCAUCUCUUCGCUGUGUGCAAACGGCUUUUAAUAUCCUUAGAGGUCUUCAACAGGAUGGAAAGACUAAGAUCAGAGUCGAGCCAGGUCUGUUUGAGUGGACUAAAUGGGUAUCGGGAACCUCGUUACCCUCCUGGAUUCCCCCUGCAGAUCUGGCAGCUGCUAACCUUGGCGUGGAUACAACAUACAGACCUCAUAUACCCAUCAGUAAACUGGCCGUGUCUGAGUCCUACGAAACAUACAUCAGCCGCAGUUUUCAAGUGACACGUGAAAUACUGUCAGAGUGCAAUACGUUGGGAAAUAAAGUGUUGAUCGUGGCCCAUGCUUCCUCUCUGGAGGCUUGCACUAGGCAGAUACAGGGACUCACUCCACAGAACUGUAAAGACUUUGUGCAAGUGGUCAGAAAGAUACCCUACUUAGGCUUUUGUUCCUGUGAGGAGAUGGGUGAGACAGGUGCGUGGCAGCUCGUGGACCCGCCCAUCCUGCCACUCACUCAUGGACCCAAUCACAGCUUUAACUGGAGGGAAACUCUGCAGCAGGAUUAAAAUGCAUCGCAACUUUACCUUCAUUGCUCUUCCUCCAAAGGCAGCAGGGACGCGCUUAUUCACGCAUCUCUCUCGCAUUAUCACAAAUCUGCAUCAUAGCACUAUAAAGGCUCAUGCUUCCACAGCCAAGUUCUUGCACUGUUACAGUAAACACCUCCGUGACUAUUGAUCUUAUAUAGCAGAGCAGUCACUUUUCCGAUAUACGUUCCCUUAAUAUGCUCGAACGGCAUGCAGUCAAAGGUGAAACUUAAAGCCGUUGCAGGUUAUUUUAAACCUGAGAUCAACCUUUGAUGCAGCUUCAUACCCAAGCAGUGUGUCUCAAAACAUAAAGCAUAUGUCAUGCACACAAUAUAACGCUGGUAAUAAACUCAGGUUUCCUGUCCCGGUGAGAAGGAAAUUGUGUGCGUAAAUUGAAGAGUCAUCAUCCGAAACUUCCAAAAUGGAUGCCGCUGGACUCGGGUCGGGUCCUCUCGUCCAUUGCAAACUCCACAGGGGAACGUGAUUUCUUCCUGAUACACUGUGAACAAAGUAGACAUGCACAACCUCUUGCAGCGAGAUUUUCCAGUUACAGCUUCCCUCCGACCUGCUACACGCAUAGUGGUUUCCUGAAAGCACAAAAGAAUUUUCUGGCAAUCAGACAGACUUGAAAGAGCUUUAAAGUAGGUUUAGAAAUGGAUUUGGAGGGCAGCACAUUCGUCCUGUGCCUUGCUAACAUGCUGCUGCUAUUUAACACUUUGCAACUAUAAGAUAUUUUGGGAGUACUGUUAGGUUAGGGCUUGCAGUUGGAGAUGAUAAUUAAAUAUCACAAAUGCUGUCUUUUUUGCAUGUAGGGUUGGAAGAUAUCAUCAAAUAUUUUGAGACAGUGCCACAAAUGGUUUCAAAUUCUUAGAAGGACAAACAGCAGGUUGAAUAGCGUUACGUGCAGCUGUUACAGGAACGCGUUGAUGUGGGCAAGUAAAGCAAGCUUUACUUUCUGAGCACUUGAAAAUUGCACCAAACAGGAAAGAAUGCUUCAACCGUGUAAAGAAUUGUACAUUAAUGCAUAACAUGUCUGUAUAUACUAAGUAACGAUAAAAACCAUUUAAUGCGUUUCACAAAUGUGUAAUUCCUAUUAUUUAUGUAUUCAUAAGACAUUGUAAAGAUAAUUUGUUGGUGCUUCUGAUUUUUUGUUAUUUCCUGUAUUGAAAUAGAGAAAUCAAGCCAUAGCAAAUAACUAUAUAAAUCACUAUAUAAUGCAGUGUUUCUCUCCACUUCAGGCACCUACAUAAGCAUAUCUGUUACUGUUAUAUGCCAUCUGUAUUUCCUGAUCUUCUGUUUUAGCUCACCAAUGGUUUGCCGUUUAAUGAAGAAGCAUGCGUAAUGCAAUACACUGCAUAAAAGUAAGAGGUUUUUGUAUGAUUUCGUAAGUUGUGAUGAACAAAUGGGUAUUAAGAUAUUGGGCCUAUAAAAGUAUGCUGUCAUCAAAUUGGCUAAAACAUUUGGACCAGAUGUGCCAAGGGCGUUUUUUUUAUUGAUCUUUUGCUUAAAUGGUUACUGUCAGUGAUGAAGAUUGUUGUAACAAUAAAACAUUAUAGAAUCCAGUGAGUUUAACUGGAACAAAUCCAUCCUCAUUAAGUUUCCAGGCAGUUACAUAAGCCUACAUUUUACCUUCCCAAACUUCCUACUCGUACGUUUGAAUGCAUUUAUUUCAGCACAGAUGACUUUAUGAAGAAUUAUGAAGAUUCUUAACUAGCCAUAUUUGAAGCUUUCGGAAACCUAGUUUAAGUGUGUGUGUGUGGCGCGGUUGAAUGUUCAUGUGCCAGAAGAUGUAAAUGCUAAUAAUGAUCUUAUUAGACUAAACCCGGAUGAAUGUUUAAUACCAUGAAUAUAUCAUCGUUCUUCCAAUAAUGUCAACAUACGGUUACCCCAUCAAGUAAGACGGUGUGUAGUGCAGAGGUGAUCCAGAUAUUGUUUGGCUUACUGAGAGGUGAUAUUGUCAUUGCGUGUUUUUAGAAGCAUGCAAUGCGUGCAACUUCUAAGACAAGGGAGGGUCAGGCAAUAUGAGCCAAAGUGCUUCAUUGAUUUUUUUUGAGGACCAGAAUGAAUCAUUGUUUUCUGAUGCUCUUAGGGAUGUACUAAAACGCACUUGAUCAAUUCUCAACUUGGCAUGGGGGUUUGUCUUUGUCUUAAGUUAUAUGAUGUUUUGUAAACCCUUUGGAAGCCUUACUGAUCAAUGACUGAGAAGACGGUGUAUGAAUUAUGUUAAACUACAGAUAAGAUAAAACCAGAGGAUUAAAAUUUGUUUUAGUUUAUUAUUAAUAAUAUUUGUUUAUUUGUUCUCCUUGAAAUAUUUCUUUUUAUAUUUAAGGUUAUUGAUGGUCACUUUUGAGGCAUUUUUCCUGUGUGUACAAGAAAUAAAAUGUCAUCUCUCAUACAUGAUAUGACCACAGAAAAUUAUUAUUAUUAUUCAAAGGUUAAAGUUUAAUGCACCCUCAUGAAUAAUUCUUAAAGCAUAAGACACUCAGCCAUGAAAACUAACUAAAUGUGGUUGUUAAUGUUUAUUUUAAGACCUUAUGCAUAACAUUUGUAAAACAUGCUUGCAAAUAAAUCUUUUGUUAUCCUGCA